This is a messenger RNA of Moneuplotes crassus, 524 nucleotides long. The record is from the annotation of a GenBank genome assembly. Lineage: Eukaryota; Ciliophora; Spirotrichea; Euplotida; Euplotidae.
AUAAAUUUUAAAAAUGAAGGUAACUGCAUUAUUGUUACUUAGUGUCUUCAUGAUUAGUGUCAGCUGUCUUGAGACCUACCAUUUCUACCACGGAGAUCAGUUAUUAAAUGUUUUGCAAGAAAAAAAUGGAAAAGUUUUUGUAAUCAUGGUUGCUAAGGAUGACACCAAGGAUAAAAAUUUGGCUAUUCAGAAUGCUAGAGUUGCUGAUGCACUCUACCAUCAAGUCCUAACAAAACAAGAGUAUGACGCAGAUGGAAAGCCAGUUGGAGAACCUGAAGAAAAAGACGUCGUCUGGGCUAGACUCAAUGCAGAUGACCAUUAUAGGAAUGACCACUUCGCUGGAAGGCUCAAGAUUGAUGUUCCUUCUCUGGAGGAUACUCCAACAGUCAUCGUUAUGAAGGAUCAGAUAGGGUGGUCCAUGCACGGCCCCACCGCUGUCAGACAUGCUAUGAGGCACGUGGACGAACUUCUUGCAGCCCAGUAAUUAUUCUAAUAUCUCGGUUAAGAUAUCUCUCAGGAAAUGA